AUGGCCAGCAACGCUCAUAUGUUCCUGGACCCGAAGUCGAUUAAGAAGAUGUCCAAUCCAUCAGGAAACGCAGGGGGUCGUACGCCUCUCGGCGAUCAUUCGUCUCAAGGAGAAACUGCUCCCAUGGAGGGGCCCAAAAAGUCCAUGCUGGAGAGCCUCUACGGCGUUGAAGACAGGAUCAGCAACCCACGGAAGAAGGUGAAACUGAAUGCCGAGGACCAGCGCGACCAAGGACCAAAGAUGGGUAUAUCUUCUCAUCAUCGCGGUAGCGGGAUUGUCGGUGAAUACAUGCGACCAGAUCCCGACCAGGCCACCGAAAUGACAAAGAAAAGCCUGGUUGAUCUGACAAACGAUGAAGAGGAUGGCGAUGACGAUGAUGUACAAAUUGUUUCCUCUCGGUCGCUCGAUGACCAAGAGGUAUGCUAUGGCCAUAUCGCAACAGUCGCACAAGCCUAUCUCCUCCCUAAGCCAAAGACGACUGCAAAUUCCUUUCACCAAGGACGAGAAUGGCCCGUUAUGAGGUGUACCUUCAUACGCAAGCCAUCAAAGGACAUAGUGAUUGACAUUCAAGAUCCGUGCGGCACGUCGUUUGCUAGAGUCCACCCCGACUUUGCUGCAGUACUAGCAGUGGCUAUGGAUACUACGAAGGGUUUUCGGACACAGGCGAAAUUGAUCAAUCGGCGUAAGAAACAAGAAGAAUGGCCGCAUCAACCCUGCUCUGAACAGCUGAAAAUGAUUGUUAACAUCUACGGUCGACGUGGAGAUGUCAACAAAGUCGGUCGCAUUUUCGGCAAUGCAAACUUCUUCUUCCGCCCACCAAUGGCUCCGGAGACUGGUAUACCAAUCGUCAAUCCCCAUGCACAGAACAAGCCAAUGUUCCACACUCCGCGUACCAUAGGCCAAGCGAGAACUUUGGCUGAUACUCGCACUCUCGAGGAAGCGACAGAAGCAGUCUCAAAGCUCUUUGAUUCUUUCGCCAACGCAAGUCGGCCGCUAGAUGAGACUAGUCCGCCAGAUUCUAUCAUUACAACACCUCUACUUAGUCACCAGAAGCAGGCGCUUACAUUCCUUCUCCGACAUGAGCAGCCACGAACGUUUGGCAGUGACGAAGCAGAGAAUUCCUCACUUUGGCGCCGGAAACAACGCAGAAAUGGGGAGAUCGCUUACCACGAAGUCAUUACCGGUCUUUCUGUCAAGGACGAGCCAGAACAAGUACUUGGUGGUCUCCUAGCGGAUGUUAUGGGUCUCGGGAAGACACUAGAAGCCCUUUCACUCAUCGCAAGCACGUUGGAAGAAGCCGAAUUGUUUGCGAAUGAGAAAGUGGUGCGCGACAAUCAGGACAUGCAGCGCAUCAUAUUAUCCAACACAAAGGCGACAUUGAUAGUCUGUCCGACCAGCACCGUGAAAAACUGGGAGGAUCAGAUCGCACAGCACAUCAAGCCUGGAACUAUGGAAUACCACGUCUAUCACGGCCCUAAUCGUGAGAAGAAUCCGUACAAGUUGCUGAAGUACGAAAUGAUCAUCACGACGUACGGUGUGGUCGCUUCUGAAUUCUCCAAGACUGCAAUUUCACUAAGCCCGUUGAGACAGCUGAUUUGGUUUAGGAUAGUGCUGGACGAAGCGCAUACGAUUCGAGAACAAAAAGCUCUUCAGUCUCAGGCCUGUUACAGUCUGGAGGCCCAACGCCGCUGGUGCUUAACAGGGACACCUAUUCAAAAUCGAUUGGAUGACCUGGGUUCUCUGACGAGGUUCCUCCGCCUAUAUCCAUACGAUACCCCAGGUCGAUUUAAUCAGUACAUUCGGGGCCCAGCCCAAGCAGGCGAUCCGGCAUUCUUAAAGGCUUUGCGCGUGUUUGUGGACUCAUUCACGCUUCGUCGACUUCGAGACCGGAUUGACCUCCCGGAGAGAAAAGACUAUGUCGCCAAACUGACCUUUUCGGACGAAGAAAGAAAGCUGCACGACUUCUUCAAAGGGGAAGCUCACGUUCAGAUCGAGCAGCUUAGCCGUGCGAAGGAGAAGAACAGUGGUGUUCAGCAUCACGUACUUCGUGGCAUCAUGACCUUACGGCUAAUUUGUGCGCAUGGGCGGGAGUUGUUGAAGGAGAAAGAUCUAAAGCUGCUGAAAGGGAUAAGCGCCACCGAAGCCAUUGACGUUGACGAAGUUGUCGCACCACCGACCAUAUCGAGAAAAGCCGCGUACGAGUCUUUGAACUUGAGGACCGAAGCUGAGCUGGACGUGUGCCGAAACUGUGAACGGAGCAUAACUAAGGAUGUAGCGAAGACCGAAGUGGAUGAUGAGGAGCAGGCGCUGCGAUGCUUCAUCCUCCCAUGCUUCGACCUCGUUUGCGCCGACUGCUUCAAUCCGGCAAAAGCGUCCUUCGACAGCCUAUCGGACAAGGAACCCGUUACCUGUCCAUUUUGUUCGGCCCUAAUUGCUGCGCAAUACGUCGGAUUUAGUGGAUCCACGGCGCAAGAGAUUCUCGUGGCACCAGACGACACCAUUGACGAACAGGAAGAGGAGGACGGGGUGCAGACAUAUUCCGGACCUCAUACUAAGACGAGGGCGCUUUUGGCAGACAUUGAGCAAAUGUACCAAGACAGUCAAGCCUUGGAAGCCGCCGGAGAAGCCCCUCUGAAGUGUGUUGUCUUUUCCGAAUUUACGUCGCACCUGGAUCUCAUCGAGAGAGCAUUAGUCGAUCACGGCUACUCUUUUGUCCGCAUUGACGGCACGAUGUCCCUUAACAACCGGAAGAAAUCGAUGGACGCCCUUGCGUCGGACGACAGUAUCAGAAUCCUCUUGGCAUCGAUCAAGGCUGCGGGACAAGGUCUCAAUUUGACGGCUGCAUCGCGAGCGUUCAUCAUGGAGCCGAUGUGGAACCCAGCAGCUGAAGCGCAAGCAGUGGAUCGAAUUUAUCGCAUCGGACAGAAGCGCCCGGUUCUCGUCAAACGGUAUCAAAUCGACAAUAGCAUUGAGGGCAAGAUUGUGGAAUUGCAGAAAAGAAAACAACAGCUGGCCGACGUGUCGGUGAAUCAAAAUUACAAACAGUUGAGCAAGCAGGAAGUGCGCGAACAGCAUAUGAAGGAGAUCCUGGCGCUGUUCAAAUGA
Molecule: messenger RNA, 3105 nt
Organism: Fonsecaea multimorphosa CBS 102226
Lineage: Eukaryota; Fungi; Ascomycota; Eurotiomycetes; Chaetothyriales; Herpotrichiellaceae
Exons: 2
Coding region: 1-3105 (1034 amino acids)
Molecular function (GO): ATP-dependent chromatin remodeler activity; ATP binding
Source: RefSeq, a predicted model, not a curated record